This is a messenger RNA of Melitaea cinxia (Glanville fritillary), 1762 nucleotides long. RefSeq names its product high mobility group protein DSP1 (gene Dsp1). The transcript has 6 exons. NCBI's taxonomy places the organism in Eukaryota, Metazoa, Arthropoda, Insecta, Lepidoptera, Nymphalidae. Gene Ontology annotation, molecular function: DNA binding, bending. The record is from RefSeq and is a predicted model, not a curated record. Bases 1 to 1458 code for a protein of 485 amino acids. Gene Ontology annotation, biological process: regulation of transcription by RNA polymerase II.
AUGGGGGAACGGGGCGCAACGGGGGGCGCUUGGGGUGCGCGCGACGAUGCCUCGUGGUGGCCGGGUGGAUCUGGUGAACUACAGCACCAACAACAAAUUAAUGAAGAGAUUGCCAGGAGCACCGCUACGGUUACUCAUCAAUUAUACUCUUACAAAAUGACUGGCGGAUUUUCAAAUUCUGGUGGCGACAGUACCUCGUCACCAGGUUUUGAUUAUCGUUUAAUGACUGGUACCAAUACCAGGGAGGAAUCUCCGCAACAACCAUGGUGGUAUGCUUCCGGAUCAGUCGAAACUCAGCAGACUUCGUCACCGACGGGACAAAACCAGCCAAGUCCUGACUCAGAUCAAAGCAAUCAACAAGCUAACGGUAUACAACAGAGCCAUCAAACUUUACAACAGGCUCAAGAGCAACAUCAAAUUCAACAAAAUCAGUUACAACAGCACUUGCAGCAACAACAACAGCAGCAGCAAAGUUUGCAACAAGCUCUACAGCAACAAAAUCAACAAACUUUGCAGCAAAUGCUGCAGCAACAGCAACAACAACAACAGCAGCAGCAGCAACAGCAACAACAGCAGCAGCAGCAGCAGCAACAAGUUGAUCAGCAGAAUCCACAACAAAGUUUACAGUUGCAAGUGAGCCAAGCACAGGCUCAAGCUAUAGUACAGGCACAGGCAGCUUUACAACAACAAGUAGCUCAAUCACUACAGCAACAGCAACAAAAUCUGCAAGAACAAAUACAAGUAGCACAGCAACAACAAAUUCAGGCUGCUCUUCAGAGGCAAUCUGCUACAUUACAGGAAUUGCAGCAACAAGCGCAACAGCAGGCUCUGUUGGCACAAGCAACAAAUAAAGGCAGAAUGCCUCGCGCAAGGGCAAAUAAUAAGCCACGUGGAAGAAUGACAGCUUACGCGUUUUUCGUCCAAACCUGCCGGGAAGAACAUAAGAAAAAACAUCCAGAAGAAAACGUUAUAUUUGCUGCAUUUUCUAAGAAAUGUGCUGAGAGGUGGAAUACAAUGUCAGAGAAGGAGAAGCAGAGAUUCCAUGAGAUGGCAGAGCAGGACAAAAAGAGAUACGACUUGCAAAUGCAAAACUAUGUGCCUCCUAAGGAUGUGAAGGUGCGCGGGCGCAAGCGUUCGCAACUCAAGGACCCCAACGCACCCAAACGAUCGCUGUCAGCGUUCUUCUGGUUCUGUAACCACGAGCGUUCGAAGGUGAAGGCCAACAACCCCGAGUAUACCAUGGGUGACAUAGCCAAGGAGCUCGGAAAACGCUGGGCUGCCGCUGAUCCUGAAACUAAGUCCAAGUACGAGGCUCUUAGUGAACAAGACAAGGCCAGAUAUGAUAGGGAAAUGACAGCGUACAAGAAAGGACCCUUAGCGUUAGUCCAGCAACAACAACAGCAACAAGAAGCAGAGGAAGAAGUUGGAGACUUUGAAGGUGACGAUGAGUACAAGUAAAUUAUAAGUAAGAUGUUGUUAAUGUAUGUAAAAGCUGUAUGGGGUCGUCCAUUAAUUUUUUCAACAUUUUUUCAACAUUAUUUCUGCUUUUUUAGCAACUUUUUAAUCCUCUACCCUCCUUGGUGAAUUGUGGUAUUGGUGAAGUUUUUGACUAACCCAUACCCUAAAAUCAUAUUUUUUGUGAAAAUUAUACUGAAAUUAUCAGAAUAUUAUCUUUAAAUACAGGUUAAAUCUGAUUAAAUUUUAGAAAAUUAAGCAUCAUUAUACAAAUUACUAGACAUUAAAGUUGCAAGGUGUUCUUGGA